Ziziphus jujuba (common jujube) is the source of this 1601-nucleotide messenger RNA. RefSeq names its product serine/threonine-protein kinase AFC2. The record is from RefSeq and is a predicted model, not a curated record. Gene Ontology annotation, biological process: protein phosphorylation. The transcript has 10 exons. Gene Ontology annotation, cellular component: nucleus. Bases 166 to 1470 code for a protein of 434 amino acids. NCBI's taxonomy places the organism in Eukaryota, Viridiplantae, Streptophyta, Magnoliopsida, Rosales, Rhamnaceae. Gene Ontology annotation, molecular function: protein kinase activity; ATP binding.
UCUCAACCGCCUCACGCCUCGUUGUUAGGUUAGGUUAAAAUUAGGGUUAGGUUUAUCAGUCUCUCAAAAAACAAACCCUUAUCCUCUCUUUUAUUCGAUUUCGUAUUUUUUUUGUUUCUCUGGUAUUUUUUUUCAUUAGAUCUGCUUGUGUUUGCUUUGACGGCCAUGGAAAUGGAGCGCGUGACGGAGUUUCCUCUCACCCACCUUGAUCGCCGACCCAGAAAGAGGGCGCGUUUGGGUUGGGACGUCCCUCAGGCUCCGAAGGCUCAGGUAGGAAUGUUUUGUGGACAAGAUGUUGGGAAUUUGGCAAGCUUUGCUUCUUUGAGCGCACCCUCAGACAACAAUACUAGUUCUUGUUCUCUAUUUCCAAAGGGAGUUGCUCGAAAUGGUUCUCCCCCAUGGCGAGAAGAUGACAAAGAUGGACAUUACAUGUUUGGCAUUGGAGAUAAUUUAACUUCACGCUAUAAGAUCCAGGGUAAAAUGGGUGAAGGUACCUUUGGUCAGGUUUUGGAAUGCUGGGACAGAGAGAAAAAGGAAAUGGUUGCCAUAAAAGUUGUACGCGGAAUCAAAAAGUAUCGCGAGGCAGCUAUGAUUGAAAUUGAAGUGCUGCAACAGCUUGGAAAACAUGAUAAAGGCGGCAACCGUUGUGUGCAAAUACGGAACUGGUUUGACUAUCGUAACCAUAUCUGUAUUGUGUUUGAGAAGCUUGGACCAAGCUUAUACGAUUUCUUACGGAAAAACAAUUACCGCUCAUUUCCUAUUGACCUUGUCCGUGAGAUUGGCAGACAACUAUUGGAGUGUGUAGCAUUUAUGCAUGAUUUACGUCUGAUUCAUACCGACUUGAAGCCUGAGAACAUUCUUCUUGUUUCGUCGGAUUAUGUUAAAGUCCCUGAUUACAAGAAUUCAUCUCGGUCGCCAAAAGAUAGUUCCUACUAUAAAAGGGUGCCAAAGUCUAGUGCUGUAAAGGUGAUUGACUUUGGUAGCACAACUUAUGAGCGUCAAGAUCAGAAUUAUAUUGUGUCAACUCGGCAUUAUCGUGCACCUGAAGUCAUCCUUGGACUCGGAUGGAGUUAUCCUUGUGAUGUAUGGAGCGUUGGUUGUAUCUUGGUUGAAUUGUGCACGGGUGAGGCUUUGUUUCAAACUCAUGAGAAUUUGGAGCACCUUGCAAUGAUGGAACGGGUUCUUGGUCCCAUGCCUCAGCAUAUUUUGAAGAGAGUAGAUCGACAUGCUGAGAAGUAUGUUAGAAGGGGCAGAUUAUAUUGGCCAGAGGGUGCAACCUCAAGAGACAGUAUCAAAGCUGUUCAGAAGCUAGCUCGUCUUCAGAAUCUUAUAAUGCAACACGUAGACCAUUCAGCUGGGGAUCUUAUUCAUCUCUUACAGGGACUGCUUAGGUAUGACCCCUCAGAAAGGUUAACGGCCCGUGAUGCCCUUAGGCAUCCCUUCUUUUGUAAGGAUCAUCUUAGGAGAUAAGGACGGCUUGUUGCUAGCGUUGAUUAGCAUUUUGGGGGGCUAACUUUGCCCCAAAAGUGUUAAUGAGAGUGAGAGAGCGCAGUUGUAAAUAGUCGACCCAUUCAUGAAUGAAAUAUAUUGUUGCACUGAAA